Messenger RNA from Ictalurus furcatus (blue catfish), 2337 nucleotides. It is a transcript of the gene pah, whose product is annotated as phenylalanine hydroxylase. Gene Ontology annotation, biological process: L-tyrosine biosynthetic process; L-phenylalanine catabolic process. The transcript has 13 exons. Bases 87 to 1424 code for a protein of 445 amino acids. Gene Ontology annotation, molecular function: iron ion binding; phenylalanine 4-monooxygenase activity. Lineage: Eukaryota; Metazoa; Chordata; Actinopteri; Siluriformes; Ictaluridae. The record is from RefSeq and is a predicted model, not a curated record.
UUAAAAACUCUUGAAGUUGGGUAAAGUGGCAGAAGGUUGCUGAGCAAAAUCCCCCAAAACAGACCAAGUGCAGACUGAGAGAGGAGAUGGACCUGCUCAAUAACAUGAAUGGAGAAGAUGCCAAACAGGGAUCCAUGUACCUGGAGGAGCAGCUUAACAAACCGGGCGUGGUGUCGUAUAUUUUCUCUCUGAAAGAGGGGGUGGGAGCGCUGGCCAAAGCCCUCAGGCUGUUCGAGGAAAAGGGAAUCAACCUGACGCACAUCGAGUCACGGCCGUCGCGCAUGAACAAGGCAGAGUACGAGUUCUUCAUCAGCGUGGACAAGUCAUACCCGGUCCUGGACGAGGUCAUCAAGGGCCUGCGCAACCAAAUCAGCGGUCAAGUGCACGAGCUGUCGCGUAACAAGCAGAAAGACACAUUGCCGUGGUUCCCCACAAACCUCCAGGACCUGGACCGAUUCGCCAACCAGAUUCUGAGCUACGGGUCUGAGCUGGAUGCUGAUCAUCCUGGAUUUAAGGACGAGGUCUACAGAGCCAGACGAAAGGAAUUCGCUGACAUCGCCUACAACUACAGACAUGGUCAGCCGAUCCCACGUGUGGAGUACACGGCGGAGGAGAAAGCCACAUGGGGAACUGUGUUCAGAGAGCUGAAGACCUUGUAUCCCACUCACGCGUGUCGCGAGCACAACCGCGUCUUCCCUCUGCUGGAGGAGUACUGCGGCUACCGCGAGGACAACAUCCCUCAGCUCGAGGACGUCUCCAUCUUCCUGCAGUCAUGCACCGGUUUCCGUCUGCGCCCGGUGGCAGGGCUGCUGUCGUCUCGGGACUUCCUCGCUGGUUUAGCCUUCCGUGUGUUUCAUUCCACCCAGUACAUCCGGCACGGAUCCAAGCCCAUGUACACACCUGAGCCAGACAUCUGCCAUGAGCUGUUGGGCCACGUUCCUCUGUUUGCAGACCCUGGGUUUGCUCAGUUCUCACAGGAAAUUGGCCUGGCGUCCCUUGGAGCCCCUGACGAGUACAUUGAGAGGCUUGCUACAGUUUACUGGUUUACUGUAGAAUUUGGACUUUGUAAGCAAGGCAAAAACAUAAAGGCCUAUGGAGCAGGUCUGCUCUCAUCAUUUGGAGAACUACAGUACUGCUUGUCUGACAAACCAAAAACCAUGCCCUUCGAGCCAGAGAAGACCAGUGUGCAGAAAUACCCCAUCACUGAAUUCCAGCCGGUCUACUACGUGGCCGAGAGCUUUGAGGACGGCAAAGAGAAAGUCAGGAAGUUUGCUGCCACCAUCCCAAGACCAUUCUCUCUGCGCUAUAAUGCCUACACUCAGAGCAUCGAGGUUCUAGACAACACCCAAAAACUGCGCAACAUGGCUGACAGCAUCAGCAGUGAGAUGGGGAUCCUGUGCAGCGCUCUGGAGAAGAUGGAGUAGAACAGAUAUCAGUGAAUAAACAGACAGUUCUGAGCAUUUAAACAAUUAAACAACGUCAAAUUCUGGUCCAAAUGAGUUUUAAAACCCACCGUGCGCUCAUACAGAGAGAAGUUCGAUAUAUGAAGUAUUCUUGUGUCUUAGAAAACGUUUAUAUCCAAGUAUUUAAGCAUUCAUUUGCAGGCCAUGAAUAUUUUUAGUCAUCCAUAGCAGUAUGGUUACUUGUUUGGACGAUUACAGAAUUUGUAUGUUUUAAUCUUUUUAAUUAGUUUGGCUUUUAAAGCACUUUUGGACCUUACGCAUCCUAAUAUUUGUAUUGUUUUCAAAUAACCCACAUCAUUAUGUUCAUUCUUUAAUUUGCAACACAUGCUAGAGCUGAUUAUGAUCAUAACUGAAUGUGCGAUUUUAGGGAAGGGGGGGAUGUCCUUUAGAUGCAAUUCCGGCUAUGUUACUAAUUUCAUUUCAGAAUCAUUAUUUGUUCUUUUAUGUUUUAAAUCGGGCACAAAAAGCGCGCUUUUUCCGUCAAUAGCCUUUAAAGUCGCCUAAUCAUCCGACAUUGUGCAGAUAACAGAUUUCCCAGUAACCAUUAUCUCAAAAUAAUUGACAACGGGAUAAUAACAAGCGACAUUUAAGCUGGCUGCUGCAUAUUGUUUAAUAGCCCUUUGAUAAAUAGACAAAGAGAUAUAAUGAGCUAAAUGUAUCAUUAGCUUCAUGUCAGUCUCAUAUAAAUCUUUCUCGUUUCAGCUUUUUUUUCCCUGCAUGCCUGUUUGUUUAAUCAUAUACACCUGCUCGACGAACAUGUAUUAAUAUGUCUGAUGACCAUAUAUAUAUAUAUAUAUAUAUAUAUACAGCCUGACUGCGAGAAAAUGUGUGCAGUGCAUGAGAUCUGUAUUCAAUAAAGAUUUAAUUAUUGAUA